Pelobates cultripes (western spadefoot toad) is the source of this 15974-nucleotide messenger RNA. The record is from the annotation of a GenBank genome assembly. NCBI's taxonomy places the organism in Eukaryota, Metazoa, Chordata, Amphibia, Anura, Pelobatidae.
CCACCUGCUUCGCCCCCUGCGUGAACUCGGCCACGUUGAAGUCCUUGUCGAAGUAAGCCCGGAUCAGGAAGAAAUAGAUCCGCGUCCUGCACCAUAUAAACGGGUUGGGGAGCCCGACCACCACUACCCGUUGGCUGGCGGGGCUGGGGUCACUGCUGUACCCGCGGGCCGGCCUGCCAUUCAGCGAGGGCCCCGGAGAACUCAACGAGGAGGCAGGAGGGAGCCCCCACGGGGGGUAGAGCGGACCCCGGCCACAGUACCGGGACAAGCGGAACACGGACCGCAACAUCUGUACGGCAACCAAACCGCUCCCCCGGAAACAAGCACAAAGAAAAAGGGUUCCGGCUAAUGAGAAUCUCUACUCUAAUAAUAAUUAUAGAAUAUCUAACGGAGGGAAACAGCUAAAUAGAAUAUAACUGGGAUAAGGGGGAUGCCUGCGAUAUAGAAGGUGAUAUUUCUGUGUAACACUGGGCAUGCUGGCUAUGGACAUGGUGUCCAGGAGGCUCAUUCCCAGUUAUUACCUUUAGCCAUCGCCCAUAGACUGUGUAUGGCUGUUCACAAUAUUUCAACACAGGAGCCAGCUCUGAUUUGGAGGCUGUACAGUAAUACUAAGGGAUCUGUGCUGCAGGGGGAAUCAUGAAUGGGUGCACAGGAAGUCCCCAUGUCAAACCAUGCCUGCUUAGAAUCUGUGUGCAGGUGUAAUAAGUUGGAGAUGGAGUGAUAAACGUGUCCUUUGCAUAACACAGCAGGUUAGUACACCCCUACAUGAUAACUGUGUACUUACUGCAAGUGCAUGCCCACAUCUCCCUUACUGACUGACUAGGGUCUAUGAGAAUAGUUUCAGUGGAAGAAAAUGUAUGGGACAGGAUUGCAUGAAAACCAAAUUUUCUAUCCUAAUGUCCUUGUUUUCUUGUAGCUUCAUAUUGUUGGUGUGCUGAGUGUAUAACAGAACCCUAUAGCAAUAAUACCCUCAGUAAGGUGUACUCUUUAAACUACAAUAAAUGUAUUGAGAAAUCAGUUUCUGUAAAUAAAAUAUUGUUCUUGGACACAUAUUACUUUUUCUUAAUGAUGGAGUACAAUACAAACUCUGUAGUGUGCUGAAUUAAAAGCCAUCAAGUAUGAAAUCAAGUCAUCAAAUGCAUUUCGGUGAUGUUUCCCCAAUGUUCCCCCACUGCACGCUGCCAUUUAAAUGAUCCUUGGUUAGGAGCAUGCGCUUACAGAACUGAAGCUUCAUCUGCAUUGCCUGAGAUGACAGCUAAUGUCAUUGCAAUGUAAAUGCUUAGCAAAGCAUCGUGAUAUUCAGCUCAGUAAAUGUGUGCUCCUUACUGGAGUUAACUUAUAUCCUGCACCCCCCCAACAUUAUGCGCCUUCGCUGUCCCUCUAAUGUAAUUUUUAUGUCCUCCCAAUUCCCACUUUUCACCUUUUAUUUAAAGGGACACUAUAGUCACCAGAACCACUACAGCUUAUUGUAUUAAUUCUGGUGAGUGGAAUCAUUCCCUUCAGGCUUUUUGCUGUAAACACUGUCUUUUCAGAGAAAAAUGCAAUGUUUACAUUACAGCCUAGGGAUACCUUCUCUGGCCACUCAUCAGAUGGCCACUAGAGAUGAUUCCUGGGUCAGUGCUGCACAGUGCAUGAUUCACUGCAUCUCUAUGAGGAAAUACUUAUUGGCCAGAGCUGUGUUUGGCUUGUGCUGGCUCUGCCCGUGAUCUGCCUCCUUGACAAGCUCAGCCAAUCUAAUGGUUUCUUAUGUGAAAGCAUUGUUAUUGGCUUUGAACCGCUGCCGCCAUCUUCUUCAGUCUAGCAGUGACGUUGCAUCUUUGCCUUCCUCAGAUCUUGCAUAUGUCCAUUGCUCCCUCUACUGUAAUGGACAUGUGGACUUGCGACUUGUGAGUCCAAGAGAUGCAACAGGCAGGUAAGUAUUAUGAAAAAAUGUUCUCGGUCUUCACAAAGAAAGUGGUUAUUGACGUAAGCUCCACCCUUUGCUGAAGAAAACACAUAAGGAAAAGUAGUCCCUGUCAAGAUUGGGUAACCCCUACAAACAGAGUAUAGAGAAACAGAAACCAGAAUGGAAGAAUUAGAGAGAGAAAGGUACGUAUACUGGUCCUAGAGUGGCCAGGUUAGUGUGUGCUUUAAAUAGUCAAAAACAGAAAGCCAAGGUCAAGGACGCCAGAGGUACUAAAAAAAAAACGGAUAAACAAGCCAAAGUCCGAGAAAAAGAGAAUCAGAAAAGUCAAAUACAAAGCCGGGUCAAAAACAGGAAAAAAACAACAAGUACUCAAUACACACUGUCGGGUAGAAUAAACCGUGACAAGGUCUUUUCUUCACAAAGAGCAGAGUUUAAAUAGGGACAACCAAAAUUCUAUUGGACAGCAUCAUCACCCUGCACCAAAUCACACAAAGGGGUGUAAUCUGUGAAGGGCAGAUGGUGUCCCAAUAAUAUGACCUGUCACUUUAAUGUCAUAAAACAGGGUCCUGUAAUUUCUAAGGACUCCUGUAGGUGGCACAAGGCUGCCAUAGUGAUCUUGCAGCCUCGCAAGAAGACAGAGCGUGCAGACAUUGCUCUGCACGAGGAGCAACUGAACGCCGUGCGCCGUUCUCUCUAGGCCAGAUCGGUGUGGGACUGAAGACAUCGUGGCUGCCGUGCGGCAAUCCAACGUACGACAGUCCCUAAUUUUCCUUAUGUAUUUUAAGAAAGAUCAAACCGAAAAGAAGAGGGGAAAAAAAAAAAACCAGAUUGACAGACAGGACAACAGGAAUCACACGAGGAAAGGUAAGUUUGAGGUGACAGAGCCACUUUAUUACAGACAGGGAGCACUUUUCAUGUGCUGAUUAUCAAAAUGGAGAAGUAGUGCAAGUUCACAUAAAAAUACUUACUAAGGGGCCAUACCCUCCCUAAUCAUAUAUAGUCCAUUGGUUUAAUUACAUUACCUUGAUCACCACGUCUGUAGCAGUGCAUUUACCUGCAUUACUGAUAUGCUUAUUAUGAUGACAGCUUUCAUUAUGGAUCUUGAACAAUGCAGAAUUCCUGUGCAGCAAUUUACAGAUGUCGAUAAAAACAAGUUCCUCCAAGAAAUCUAUCCUCUGGUAAGUGUUAUUGUGAGCAAACAUUUUACAAUAAUAUUCAUGUAUUUAUAAAACCAUAUUAGAAGGUGAAUUUUUGCCAAACUUCGAUCUACAUGUGCGUAAAUACAUGUCAUAGUUAGCCUAAACCAGCAUCCAGCUUCUGCAAUUGGGUAAUUGCUUUUAAGCCAAAGAAUGAACCUCUGUGCAUCGAAUGUGCCUGGAAUUAAAGGGACUCUCCAGGUCCAAGAAAACAAACCGGUUUCCUGGCACUGCAGGUUCCCUCUCCCUCCCGCCCCCCAUCCCAAGUUGCUGAAGGGGUUAAAAUCCCUUCAGUGACUUACCUGUAUCCAGCGCCGAUGUCCCUCGACCCUGGGUCAGGCUCCGCCUACGCUCCUCCCCCUUCGACGUCAUCCGGUGUGGGAGACCUAUUGCGCGUGCGCAGCCGCCGGCGGGGGAGACCUAAUGCGCCUGCUUGGCAAUGCCGUGCACGCGCAUUAGACCUCCCCAUAGGAAAGCAUUGAAAAAUACUUUCAAUGCUUUCCUAUGGGGAUAUCAGUGACGCUGGAGGUCCUCACAUAGCGUGAGGAUGUCCAGCAACGCUAUAGCACACUUUUCGUGUGCUAUAAUCACGGAAGUGACCUCUAGUGGCUGUCUAUUAGACAGCCACUAGAGGAGGAGUUAAGCCUGCAAGGUAAAUAUCGCAGUUUAUGAAAACUGCAAUAAUUACACUUGCAGGGUUAAGGGUAGUGGGAGCUGGCACCCAGACCACUCCAAUGGGCAGAAGUGGUCUGGGUGCCUGGAGUGUCCCUUUAACUCUCAUUCCAGGCUGGCUAAUGAAUGCUUCUGGAGUUAUACCUCUGGCAACAGUAAAAUAAAUAUCUAAGUAUGUGAAGCAUUUCAUACGGAAACACUGAACAUGCAGGGCCUUGCACCAUGACCACUUCAAAAGUGUUUGGACUAAGCAUUUAAUUAUGAACUGAAAACCAAUUGGCAAGUGUUUAACUAAACUAGCCAAGCUCAGACUGUUGCUGACUUGAAGAAUGUUUCCAGAUGGUCUAUUUUGGUCUUUUUAUUAAAAUGUUCUAUUCGGCUUUCAGUUUACUGCAAUGCUUUGUUUAUGGAAUUAACAGAUUUAGUCUUCCGCCUUUAAUAAGGCAUUCUAAAAUAUAACUUAACAAUACAGUUAAGUGUAGUAAUCAUGUUUCCAAGAGUCUAUUGGCAAUAAUCUCUCUCCAAGUCGUUUUGAAGUGGAUUGAUGAAAAAAAAAAAGCCUCUCCAGCACACAGAGACUGCCCCCUACAUUUCCACAUAAUAAAUAUAAAUUCUAUCCAUUAUUAAGCUGUGAGCACAGGGUGAGUUAAAAUAUGCACCCACCAUUUUAAUGUAUCUUUCUUUUGUUAAUGGAAUAAUUAUCUGACAGUCACUUGGAAAAUGUUGUGUUUCCUGUCUAGAGGAAGCCAGUUGUGCUGAAAGGCCUAGAUCUGGGAGUUUGCAAAACAAGAUGGACUGUGGAUUAUUUGAGCAAGAUCGGUGGAGAUCACGAGGUGAAAAUACAUGUAUCUGAGAUGCCACAGAUGGAUUUUAUCAAGAAGAACUUCAUUUAUAGGUGAUCAGCAUGUUAUAAAUGUCGAGGAACAACUAUUUUGACUUGACUACAGAAAAGCCUCUUUGUCUGUGUACUAUUUUUGUUGUUGUUUCACCUUGAUCUCAGUCAGGUCAUGCCAGUUUAAUAAACACUGCAUGUUUUUAUCAGUUGUGUUUGUUUAGCUUUCAGGUCAUUUUUUUUUUUAGCACGGUGUAAAGAUCAAUACUUAAAGGAACACUUUAGUCACCUAAAUUACUUUAGCUAAAUAAAGCAGUUUUAGUGUAUAGAUCAUUCCCCUGCAAUUUCACUGCUCAAUUCACUGUCAUUUAGGAGUUAAAUCACUUUGUUUCUGUUUAUGCAGCCCUAGCCACACCUCCCCUGGCUCUGAUUGACACAGCCUGCAUGAAAAAAAAAACUGUGUUCACUUUCAAGCAGAUGUAAUUUACCUUAAAUAAUUAUAUCUCAAUCUCUAAAUUGAACUUUAAUCACAUACAGGGGGCUCUUGCAGGGUCUAGCAAGCUAUUAACAUAGCAGGGGAUAAGAAAAUCUUAAUUAAACAGAACUUGCAAUAAAGAAAGCCUAAAUAGGGCUCUCUUUACAGGAAGUGUUUAUGGAAGGCUGUGCAAGUCACAUGCAGGGAGGUGUGACUAGGGUUCAUAAACAAGGGAUUUAACUCCUAAAUGGCAGAGGAUUGAGCAGUGAGGCUGCAGGGGCAUGUUCUAUACACCAAAACUGCUUCAUUAAGCUAAAGUUGUUCAGGUGACUAUAGUGUCCCUUUAACUUUGCUGAAAAUAUGUUGUUACUGAGACUGUUUUUUCAGCUAAACAGCAAGAUGCAUAGAGAAGUGAAAGAGUCAUGUCUACUUUUAAUUGUUACUUCAUCCUGUGAUAUUAUCCCUUCCCAGCAGCUACUUGCAAUUGACGUCUCUAUAGAGUUUUUGGCUAAUACACUGAAUUGCAGUGUACUGAAACUAACAUGUGCAAAAUUUAGGCCAAUUCAAUAUAGUUGAAUUGGGGAUUUGCCAUGUGCAGCAGAAUUAAUUUUGUUGACUAAAACUAAAACAAUUCAGGUGACUGAAACAAUUAGUAAGACUAAUACUAAAUUGAAAUUUGUUGUCAAACACUGCACAAAGUGGCUGUGGAAGGGGCAAAAGAGACAGACCAGGGCUUGGGAGAGAGACACCUAGAGGGGCUGGGAGGACACAAAGAGACGCAGAGGAACUGGGGAAGGGGCAAAAGAGACACACCAGGGCUUGGGAGAGAGACACCUAGAGGGGCUGGAAGGACACAAAGAGACGCAGAGGAACUGGGGAAGGGGCAAAAGAGACACACCAGGGCUUGGGAGAGAGACAACUAGAGGGGCUGGGAGGACACAAAGAGACACAGAGGGACUGGGGGAAGGUGCAAAAGAGACAGAGGCUUUAACUAAACCCAUUAAAUUUUAGUCUUGUCGACUAAAGUCUACUGGAGAUUUAGUCGAAUAAAAUGUAUUCGAGAUUUAGUUGGCUAAAACCAAAACAAUCCAGAUGACUAAAAUACGACUAAAACUAAAAUGGCUUUUUAGUCUUUUGACCAUGACUAAAACUAAAUUGAAAUUUGCCGCCAAAUUUAACACUGAUGUGCAGUUCUCCACAAUUUGCUCUUUAAUGAACAGACCCUAUAACGUUUAUAGAAGGAAUGAUCCCUGACUUAUGUUCCAAAUCUAUUUUGCCACAGGGUUCUAAGGGGAAAAAUUACAAAGAUCUAGAUUCCUUCUAGUACUACUUGACUAGUAGUGCUAUAUUUCAAAGUGCAGCUGCAACAAUGAAGAGUAAAUCACCCAAAUGCCCAACAAACACAAACUGGAUGAAGUGGAGAGGAAUCUGGGUUUAAUGGCCUGGUCACAGGGUUUAAGAAGUAUGGACCCUAUGUGAGACUUGAAUGGUGUGGCAUGAAAGCCAGCUUGGAGUGGUCUGAAAGCAUUCUCCUACACCAACAGAUACAUGUGAAAGCAGCAUGAGACAGAAUUGGGUGAGGGAAAGGUACACAUACAAUGAACACUGAAUACAUUUUAACGAACGUCCAACCACACAAAGUUAAAUGUCCCAAAAACUGUAAAUCUCUGCUGAUGAGUAGUCACAUAAUUUGGAUAGAGACUACCAAGGUCUAUUCAAGUUUACAACAAAGGGGCUGAUAAUCCCAAAACACAGACUGCCAGCUAUAGUUGGUGUGAGGUGACAUUGGAGUGCUGUGCCAUGGGCACCCAUACUAAGGUGGGGAGACCUUCUGAUAUGAAUCCCUAUAGGUUUUAUUUACUAAACACUGAAUUGCGAUGAAUUGAAAUAAUAAAUGGAACAUUUGGGGCAAGAUAUCCAAGCAGGAAAAACAGAUUACGGUAAUUAAAGGAUAUUUUUCCAGCUGAACGAUUUGUUUUAAAUAUUGCAAUUUGUUUUUCAUUUUAUUACAUUUUACUGUUUGCUGAAUAAGACUUGUAGAGAAUUGACAAGGGUUUUGCUCAUUUUAGGCCAUGAUAGCCAAACUGGAGAGAUUUUCUAAAUGAACUAUAUUUCUAUAUAUAUAUUUAUCUAUAUUUAUAAAGAUAGAUUAAAAUUUUCCUUUAAUUUAUCAUAAUUCCACAUUCAUUUUGCUGCUUAUUGCAGUAUACAUCAUUCUAGUUCUAAACUGGUUUUCUGCCAAGAAUCUACAUGUAACAAGUAGCAUACACAAGUGCUGAAUUGAUGGUGUUGUUCUAACUUUGCUUGUUUUUUUUUAAUGUAAUUCCAGAACUCUACCAUUCAAUAAAUUUGUACACAGGGCAGCCGAGAAUAAGCACAACGAAUAUUUUAUCUCUGAGGUAAUCACCUGUACCAUUUACAUACAUACUUUAUAGUUUAUGGUAUUUCAGCAGACUUUAGGGUUUUUUGUUCAUUUUGUCUCAAAAGUGCAUAUAACUCCCCCUAUAUUUCCUGUCCCCCCACAAAAAUGCAAACCAAAUACCCUCAGUUACCUGUUGAUAUAACAAUGAACAUUCACAUAAUGCGGGUACUUUUUCAAGUUUUAAACUGCUGUCAGAAUAUUGCUACCUUUUACUGUUACCUUAACACGAGUUACCUUGGUAACGGUUAUAUUACUUCUAUCUAGAACCCUUUUUUUUGGGUCAUGUUUUGCUUUGGUGCUUUAACCCCUUAAGGAAAUAUUCCGUCAUGAUUCCCUUUUAUUCCAGAAAUUGUGUCCUUAAGGGGUUAAUGUUUCAAUGCAGUAUAAUGACCAAGGAAUGUCCAUUUCCAUUUAUUUUUAUUUUCUUUCAUUUUUGAACCUAAUGUGCAUUUUGUCAUGGUUGCGUUCAGUCUUUAUAAACUUUUGAAUUAUGAAAAAAGAUUUUUCCAAACUCUGGUUUGGAAAACAGAAAUCCCAUUGAGUCAAACUUAAUCCUUUCUGUUUCUUUUUUUAGGAUGAAAAAUACUAUCUACGCUCUUUGGGUGAAGACCCUCGGAAGGUAAAAUGUAAAAAGUAAAAACACAGAAUGGAAUAGGAUAUAAAUGAAUAAAUCAAAUCAGAGGAGUAUUAUUGUGCCACUCUAAGUUUUCAGUGAGACAUUCAAAGAAGCCUAUAUACUGAAUUAUACACAAGCUAUGAUUUCAUACUUUUAAUACAAAAGAAUAACUAGUUUUGAAAAUAAAGUAAAAAAACCAACAACUUUACAAAAUGUUUUAUAUAUGUAAAUGCGUAUGCUGGAGUUGUGGGAGGGGCUUGUAACCCUUUUUAAAGCAUUCCUUUUCCUGCUCCUAUACCGUUUCCUAGUCAGCGAUUUACAUACCCCUUCCUUCACUCCCCCUUUUACAGAUUUACCAUUUUCUUUACACCCUCAUAGGCGGACCCUCUUUAUUUUACAGGCCUACCAGUACGUUGGUUUUGGCACACCACAACUGACUUGCAUAUACUCCUGUGUUACGUCAAGCAUAUUCUUACUUGUUGCCUCGGUGCCGUGAACACAAAUAAAUAUAUAUGUGUAUGUAUCUUAGCGCAGUAAAGAUAAUAUAAGAGAUACUGUGCAGAACCCUCAGACUCCUAGGUCUCUGGUAGAGGACCUAAAAAUGAGGAAAAAAAUAUUUACCACCCAUGUGGGUGAGAGAAUCAUUUUUUAUAUAUAUUUUUAAACUUCAAGAAAAGUGUCCUCAAAAGGUCUUUGUGAAUUAAAUUACUGGUUUAUUUUUCAGUGAUAAAAACCGACAAAUCAUAUCAAUGUUUCAGUCUGACCCUGAACAUUUUUUUUCAGUGGAUCAGACUGAAAUGUCAAUUACAUUGAUGGGUGUUUAUCACUGAAAAAUAAACCAGUCAUAGGCGUGCGCACGGGGUGUGCCGGGUGUGCCUGGGCACACCCUAAUCGCGCGGCACGCCUAUGUAUAUUGAGACCGGCAGGGGAGAUCUCAGGAUCUCCUCUGUCGGCUCAUGCAGAGCCGGCACUAUCCGAGCACCGGCUCUGCUCUCAGCCUCCCUCCCUACCGACCCACAUGCAGGGAGGGAGGCAGGAGAGGACCGGCGGAGCUAUUGCCGCAGCUCUGCCGGGUUCCUCUCGCGAGAUAUGAGCGUUGCCAGGGUUGCCACGGCAACGCUCAAAUCUCGCAAGAGCCACAGGGGCUAGGGUUCACUCUCCACUGGACCACCAGGGAUGGAAUCAGCAGCACGAUCCCCCCUCCCUACAAAAGGUAAAAAGGGAGGGGGGAUAGCAAGUAAUGUACCCCCACCUCCACCCCCACAAUCGCACACACACAUACAGCACACAUACAGCACCCACAGACAUACAACACCCACAGACAUACAACACCCACACACACACAGCACCCACACACACACAGCACCCACAGACACACAGCACCCACAGACAUACAGCACCCACAGACAUACAGCACCCACAGACAUUCAGCACCCACAGACAUUCAGCACCCGCACACAUACAGCACCCGCACACAUACAGCACCUGCACACAUACACAGCACCAACACACAUACAGCACCCACAAACAUACACAGCACCAACACACAUACAACACCCACAGACAUACACAGCACCAACACACAUACAGCACCCUCACAAACACACACCGCACCAUCACACACGGCACACAAACAGUACCCUCACACACACACACAGCACACUAACAGUACCCUCACAAACACAAACAGGACCCUAACAAACACACACACAGCACACUACCAGUACCCUCACACACAAACAGCAUCCUCACACACAGUACAUUAACAGCACCCUCACAAGCGCACACACACACAAACAGCACCCUCACACACAGUACAUUAACAGCACCCUCACAAGCGCGCACACACAAACACCCUCACCCACAUUGCACACUACCAGCACCGUCACACACACAUCACACUAACAGCACCCUCACACAGCACACACACACAUACAGCAGUGUGUGUGUAUAUGUGUGUAUAUAUAUGCAGCGUGUGCUUGUGCUUUAGGGUGCACACCCUAAUGCAAUAGGCUGCGCACACCUAUGAAACCAGUAAUUUUAAAUCACAAAAACAUCAAACUGUAAAUAGCUCAAAUUGGCAUCAUAACCUAAAAGGGUUAAUGAAAUGUAGAGUAAUGUGUAAUCUAGAAUUUAAAAAGUACAAACAUACAAAACAAGCAAUAUUUAUAGAUGCCACACACUCUGUCUUCAUUCAGGAUAUUGCUGACAUCGGUAAUCAGUUCCCCAGGCUGGCAGCUGACAUCCAGAUUCCUCAAUUCUUUGACAAAGACCAGUUCUUCUCCAGUGUGUUCCGCAUCAGCUCCCCAGGACUACAGCUCUGGACUCACUAUGAUGUAUGUUAUAUUACACUGUGCAAGACUUACCCAACAUAUUUGCUUUAGAGGCUGCAUGUCCAACGGCCACCAUAUCCUGUGCAUUGUACUGAUUCAGCGGAAGAGCUUUAAUAAUAUCCUGUAGAGUAUCAAAGAAAGAUUAAUGAUGUCAAACUUACAGGAUGUCAUGCAUGUUUUAGGAUUAAAUACUAUCUUGGCAAUAAUUCAUGCAGAAUUAGAUGUGUAUCAUCGUCUGUAGCACAAAUCAUUUAAAGUGUACCUGCCAAAUAUGAAAGUAGAGGUUUCUGAACACAUGACUUGCGCUUCUGUAUGAAUUUUGGACUUGUUCAUAGAAGUUAAAAAAAAGAGUUACUCCGUAUUCUGUUUCUGUAUCUAGCCACAUGUUAGCCACACACCAUAGCUACUCACAUAAUACCCUCUGUAUUCUGCUCAGAGAAAAAAAAAAAUUAUUCCAUGACUAUAGAGAAUGGCAACUAACUAGCCACAGAAAUCCCAAGCAACUACACUCUGAACAAUGCUAGAACCAUGUAAAGAAUUAAUGAAUAAAAUAAACUAACAAACAAACAGAUAACAGUCCCUGAAAUUCCAACAUAAUCAAAAGAUAUAUACGGUACAUAAGAAAAGUAGGGAUUAUAUUCUAUGUAUGUAUUGAAUUCUGUCAAUCUAGGAUAACAGGCAACGCUUUAUUGAGCUUCCGCUUGCUAUAACUUGCAAUUUUCCAUCAGCCAUGAAUCAGUAUGGCAAAAAAGGCAUCUAUUUGUACAGUGCACAAUGGAUGUCUUUCGCAACUCAUUACUCUUGUGCGAGAAGGUCAAAAGAGGAUGCCGUGGUCUUGUGGAGUCUCCUCCGUGGAGAGUUUAGAGUUGAUAAGCAGAGGAAGAUGGCAGUGCCACGGACCGAGCGCUAGGUAACAGUAAAUACCCUGACAGAUUAGUUUUAACUUUUAUCCAUCAAGCUUAGUAAACGCUGAAAGCAUAUUUUAAUGAGAAUGAAGAUAUAAAUUACCUACAGUACCAUGAAGAUGUAAUAUGAGAGCAAACCGAGUAAUUGUUUGUAGAUAAACUUUUCAAUGUCAUCGUCAUUUGUAAUAACAGAUGAUAUUGCUGUUUGGCACUAACAGUUUUUUUUCUGUACUUUCAGGUAAUGGAUAACCUGCUUAUCCAGGUUUCAGGCAAGAAACGAGUUGUACUAUACAGUCCCCGAGAUGCACCAUAUUUGUACUUGGCAGGUAUAUAUUUGUUGUUUCAAAACAAAAAAAAUGAUUAAAUCAAGUAUUUAAGCAAAGUAAUUCUUCCCAAAAAAAAUAAUGAUGUAAUUGCACAAAUACAAAUUAUAUUGUAUUUGUUGUAAUCCAUUGUACUUAAAGGGACACUAUAGUCACUAAAACAACUGUAGCUUAAUGAAGCAGUUUUGGUUUAUAGAUCAUGCCUCUGAAGUUUCACUGCUCAAUUAUCUGCCAUUUAGGAGUUAAAUCACUUUUGUUUCUAUUUAUGCAGCCCUAGCCACACCCUCCCUGGCUGUGACUGACACAGCCUGCGUGAAAAACAAAAUGGUUUGAUUAUCUAUCAGCUGUAACUUAAUUAAUUUUUUAAUUUUUUUAUAAAGAGGCAUGAUGGUCAGUUAAAGGGGCACUGUAGUCACUAAAACAAGCAGUCUUGGUGUAUGGAUCAUGCCUCUGACGUUUCACUGCUCAAUUAUUUGCCAUUUAGGAGUUAAAUCACUUUUGUUUCUAUUUAUGUAGCUGUAUACACACCUACCCUGGCUGUGACUGACACAGCCUGCAUAAAAAAACAAAAUGGUUUCAUUAUCCAUCAGCUGUAACUUACCCUAAAAUUAUUGAUCUCCUGCUCUGUAAAUUGAACUUUAAUUGCAUACAGGGUUUAGCACGCUAUUAACAGAGCAGGAGAUAAGACAUUUUAAAUUAAACAGAAUUUGCAAUAAAGGAAGUGUAAACAUUAGAUGACUCUUUACAGGAAAUGUUUAAGAAGGCUGUGUAAAUCACAUGCAUGUAUGUGUGGCUAAGGCUGCAUAAACAAAGUGAUUUAACUCCUAAACGGCAGAGAAUCGAGUAGUGAAAGUGCAGGGGCAUGAUCUAUACACCAAAACUGCUUUACUAAGCUAAAGUUGUUUUAGUGACUAUAUUGUCCCUUUAAUAUUGCAGAGAUUUUUUAUUUUUUUUUAAAUGGUCUUUAAGGGAAAGUCUAGACACCAUGACCACUAUACCCUACUGUAGUGGGCAUGGUGCCAGGACUGAUUUUAAACAGUCUAACCCCUUCCUUGUAAUGACUAACAGGGUUAUUUCUAAAUUAAGAAUUCAAAGUGAAUUUCAAAUUUAAGGCCAGAGUAGCUGAACUGAAAGCAUAGCUGACAGAAAGUUUUUCCAGUUCGGCUAUUUUGACCUUAAAUUUGAAAUUCACUUUGAAGUUCCCCUUCCGCAAUAGAUAUAUCAGUUUAGAAGGAAUUAAUUGACUGUUGUUCUCAGCCAAUGAAUUUCUUCCACACAUGGGUGGAAUUGAUGUAAUUAAUGUUAAUGUAGGAUGUUCGGGGGCGGAGGCGAGCCGACGAGUCGCACAUAGCGUGAGCUCCAGCUACAAGGGCUCAAAUAUGCCGAUAUCUCAGGGCGCAGUGGCGGGACUCACCCGAAACCAAGCCAGAUGGACCAAGGAAGCGUUUGUGCACCCGGCGACACCAAAAUUGACACCUGGCUCACCCGGGAACCACAACAGCAGGCAUGGGCCCUACAAACAACCAAGUAAAGCUAAAUCUAUAAAAAAAAAAAAAAAAAGGAGGAUGUUCCACAUUAGCAAUAUUAGAAGAGGGGGCUGAGUUGAAGGUUUCUGUGGGACCUAAAUAAGUGUCAACAAAAGAAAAGCAUUUUAAAUACUGUGCGACAGCACCAGGUGACUCCUGGCACCAGCACCAUAAACUCUACAGUAGGCUGCAGUGGUUAUGGUGCGUAAACUGCUCCUUUAAUGUUCUUGCUUUAGUGAGGAAAGCAAACUGCAUUUUAGUUUAGGAGAAAACGGAAACCUUGUCUAGCGUAGGUUUACUUUAACUGCCUUUUGUGAGGGGGCGGGGCCGGACCGCCAUGCUGAGCGGUCGCACGAUCGUGCAGCUCCUGCAAUCUCUCCCAGUUUUAACACUAAAACUCGACUUUAUACUUACCUAACAACUGGCAACAGCUACCCAGUGCAAGAAGCCACCCUGGUUCCGAGGAGAGGCUUGCUGCAAAGUUCUAGUCCCUCGGAGGGGCGCUCUCUCCGUCACCCACGAUGGGGACCGCUUGGGCGGUGAGCGGGGUGGACGGCCGCUGCCCAGCUAUCCUGCCCACCAGCGGUGAAGGCAAAGCAUGAGGCUAGGGGGGUCCGGCCCUGUCUCCCCCCCCUUUGGACCGGCGGGGGUGAUCCCGGUCCCCACCCUGGGCCUGCCGACAUGCGGAAGAACCAGCACUCCAGGCUGCUACAGAGCCACCCCAAAACGCAGAGACCGCAACCAAAAUGGCGGAGACCACAUGGCGAGCUACCCAAGCAUGAAGGAAGAAACACGUCUCCACUAUACGCUGCCGGCAAGCCAACAUGGGAAGCAAAGAAACAGGCAAGCAUCCUGGGACAAGCUGAACCGUGGUGGAGAAGCCGGAGCCACUUUGUACCUCCGCAGGCAUAAUCACAAACAACGGGUGGAGACCGGCGCCUGCGAGCGACCACCCACACACAGCCAGGCACACUCACGGUGGGAGACGGAGCCUCGGCGACGGAGCCACACACGCUGACCCUCUCGGAUAGCCGCGCAGAAGCAGGAACACGAGACCGACAGCACGCGACUACAAGAUCGCACUGGAUAACAACAUGGCGGCGGGGAUCUGUCUCCUGCCCGAGGCAGGCGCUGGAUUGCACCGCAGGCACACCACAGGGGGACUAGCACACUGCCACUCGGCUGGACUGCAACUGACACGGCGGUUCCCGGGUUCCUGUGCCUUUGUACUGCAUGGACGGGUCUCAAGCCACACAGCCAAGGACUUUCAUCUUGCUGAAGUGGACCUGGGGGGGUAAAAAAUAAAUAAAACACUCACGCAUUUUUGAUGGCUUAAUCCGUACAAAUGUAACCCAUUGACAUGCUCACUAUGUUGCAUAAGUUUACCUACUUUAAAAUUUACUCAGUUGUCUAGACAGCUAAUCCUCUAAUAUUUAAAAAUGUGACACGCCAGAAUAGCCUGUAACUCUAGCACAGCCUAUUUACUAUUAUGUGCCUAGCUUGUUGCCUGUAUCCUAGUAUAGGUCUGUGCAGAACCAGUAAGAAUGCCACAUAGAAUGAUAUUCCAGAAUGCAUACCUUACUAAGCAAAGUGCCCUACUAGACUCAGGGGAUGAAAAGCGUCUACUAUACUCAUGUUAAAUUGCAUGUACUGUUGAUUUCUACAACUAUGUACUGUCUGGUAGAGCUGCGUCUGGAUGCCCUUCUGGAUUAAUUUGUCAAGCAACCUCUAUGUCUUAAAUUGUCUUAGAUUACUGUCAUGGCAAUAUUACUACAAUCUGAUGUGCAAUUAGUUGAAGUUAAACGCAAUUUUAACCAAGCAUGUUAUACCAUAAAGCGACACCUAUUAGCUUGUUAUCUUUACGUAACAAAAAAAAAAAAAAAGUGCAUUGUCUAUCUACCCCCCACUGUAACUAAUGUCUAGAUAUCAACAUAUGGAAUGCCGUUGGGGUACCAUAUGUAUGCCUGUAACCACUAUACGCACUGCAAAAAUAAAGAAUUUAAAAUUAACUGCCUUUUGUAUUAUUAUUAGGUGACAAAUCAGAAGUAUUGGAUGUGGAUAAUCCAGACCUGGACAAAUAUCCCCUCUUUUCCCAAGCCAGGAGAUAUGAAUGCCUUUUGGAAGCAGGAGAUGUACUUUUUAUUCCCGGUGAGAACACUAUUUGUUCUUUAUUUCCCCCUCUAUCCCAGUUCAAUCGGUCUUAAAGGCAUUAAUACAAGUGUUAUUAUGUAAAGAAUAUGCCAGUUAUGUUUUAUUUUUUGCAUAUACAGGGAUACAGCAAGCUAAAUAAAGUAUUAACACAAGCUCCCGAGUGAUUGCUGGUGUGCAAACCAAUUAAGUCACAGAUUAAAAUGUACUUUGAUACUGAGUGACACACACCGCUCUGCACAGUGAAUCAAUCCCUCUGUAUAACUACUAUAUCUGAAAAAGUGUGGUGUGUGUAUAUAUCUAUAAAAUAAAUGGUGCUUUCUUUGUCCCUUGUUUUGCAUACAGCAUUAUGGUUUCACAAUACUGUUGCUGAAGAAUUUGGAGUGGGAGUCAAUGUCUUUUGGAAACACCUACCUUCCGAGUGCUAUGAUAAGACAGACACUUAUGGAAACAAAGAUCCCACGGCCGCUUCUAGAGCAGUACAGAUCUUAGACCGGGCAUUGAAAACUUUGGAAGAGCUUCCAGAGGAAUACAAGGACUUCUAUGCAAGAAAAAUGGUUUUACGGAUACAAACCAAAGCCUACAGCAGUAAACUUGAAUAAAAACGACUUUCUAUAUUU